Molecule: messenger RNA, 747 nt
Organism: Aspergillus melleus
Lineage: Eukaryota; Fungi; Ascomycota; Eurotiomycetes; Eurotiales; Aspergillaceae
Product: dienelactone hydrolase family protein
Exons: 5
Coding region: 1-747 (248 amino acids)
Molecular function (GO): hydrolase activity
Source: RefSeq, a predicted model, not a curated record
AUGACUUGUGAAGCCUGUCGCACUAUUCCGCCCAUCAUUUCCCAGGGUUAUGAGCCUAAGGGCGAGUAUGGCAUCAUUGCUGGGUUGAAUACUUACAAAGCCGGCAACCUCAACUCCACGACCGCCAUAAUCGACAUCUACGACAUUUUCGGCAUCUCGCCGCAGACCAUCCAAGGCGCAGACCUCCUCGCAGCCCGGCUUAAUACUCUCGUCCUCGUACCGGACUUCUUUAAAGGCAAUUGUGCUCAGCAUGACUGGCUUCCCAUGGACACGGAAGAAAAAGAAAAGGCCAUGAUGGGUUUCUUCAAGGAAUUUGCACAGUUUGAACCCAAUGUAGAGGUCUUGAAGAACGCGGUAGAGGGGUUCAAGGUAGCUUUUCCGGCAGUUGAGAAGUGGGGUGUUUUUGGAUUGUGUUGGGGGGGAAAGGUCACGGCGCUUUCGUCCGGAGAAGGAACUCCAUUUGUCGCUUCGGGACAGGUUCACCCUGGUCGCAUGGACAAAGCCGACGCAGAGAAAAUCACAAUUCCGCACAUUGUGCUCGCAUCGAAGGAUGAGCCCGUCGAUGUUGUGCAGCAGUAUACUGAGAUAAUAGCUCAGAAUGGAAAAGGCGGAGUGGUUGAGACAUACGAGAAUAUGUGGCAUGGCUGGAUGGGAGCGAGGGCGGACCUGGAUGGCGAGGAGAGUGUGAAGGAAUAUCGCCGAGGGUACGAGCAGCUGGCUGCGUUCUUCGAGCAGCAUUUUAAAUGA